AUGCCGAGCCAGGCUCCGUCAGGCCAGAUAAUGCAGUACUCCUGCGACGCAUACAACUCUCUGCCCGACGUGUCCGCCGCCUCGGCUGCCUUUCAAGCCUGCGAGGGUGAGGUCAUCGCCCGAGACCUCAUGCGAGAUCUCUUCCGCAAGAAAAAUGUGCAAGAUACAUUUGGGCUGACGCUGCUGCACCGACACGGGCGGCCGCUUGCCGCCGGCGAGCGCAUGACAGCAGUGAGCGGCACCAGGAGCCCAGCACCCAGUCAGGUUGGUGAGCCGUCUGUCUGGCGCGUCAACGAUGCCGACGGCCGCGUGAUCCCCAUCGAGUUCUCCUUUGACGCGCCCUCCAUCAACUGGAAUAAAGACGACCUUCAAGAGUUUGCGAAAGAGUUCUUCGCCGUUCUGCUCGAGCACCAGGCGGAGAGACACUUUGGCCUGUGCCUAUAUCCAGGCGACGGCUACCCAGGCCAUAUUGACGUCGAGGACGGUGAAAGUACGACGGGGCUGGCACCAGAAGAGGCAUAUAAUUUCCCACGAACCGACUUGAUAGAAGUGGCAUGGUUCUACACCGAUGACCACCUAGACCGCGACUGCAAAUACUACUGCUUGAAUACCAAGAAGUAG
Messenger RNA from Cordyceps militaris CM01, 621 nucleotides. RefSeq lists its product as uncharacterized. NCBI's taxonomy places the organism in Eukaryota, Fungi, Ascomycota, Sordariomycetes, Hypocreales, Cordycipitaceae. Bases 1 to 621 code for a protein of 206 amino acids. The transcript has 2 exons. The record is from RefSeq and is a predicted model, not a curated record.